AUGACAAAAACUAAAAACAUCUUGGCGGUAGCGGCUCUCGUAUUGAGCAGUGGUAUCAGUAUUCAUGCACAGCUAGCAUUGUUUGAACCUCCAACUGGCAUGUAUUUGGGAGCAUGGGUUGAUGGAACUCCCGUAAAUGGCCUUCCUUCUGAUUCUCCAGCGAUGCUGAACAAUCGUUCUAACAGGUUGUUUUCAGUUUACCACUUCGCACAAAACAUUCCUGGAAACUCAAGUUCAUCAAACUAUGUCGACACUACUGCGUACUUUGCUCAACCUCAGCUAGACGCAACCACCUCAGACGCAAUCUUGUUUCUUACGGUCUAUCCUAAAGGUCCCAAUGGACUGAAUGUUACAGACGCAGACAUUAACCAACUGGCCUUGCAAAUGCAGAGUCUGAAUCGAGCAGGUCGUCGAGUCAUGUUACGACUCGCACCUGAGAUGAAUGGUUCUUGGAACGUAUGGGGUCAGCGCCCUUCAAGUUUCAUCGCAUUUUGGAAACGGGUCGUCCCUGCUGUUAAAGCAAUAGCCCAAAAUGUUGCUUUUGUAUGGUCUCCAAGUUCAGGAAACGGUUAUCCCUUUUUAAAUGGUGCAUAUUCUCCUGUAAAUGGAAGCACGGAUUACCUAGCUAUGGACACCAACGGAGACGGCAUUCUUGAUAUUAACGACGACCCGUACUCAGUUUAUUAUCCAGGUGACAGUUUCGUAGAUUGGGUUGGACUGUCGAUUUAUUACUAUGGACAAAGCUAUCCGUGGGUCAACAAUGUUUUGCCAGUACCUGGACAAACAGCUGCUGAAAUAUUCGGCACGAAUUCGACUACUUUGGGUUCUAGCACAAACCAAUAUGGAAGCUUCAACUUCUACCAAAUGUUUUGUGUGAAUCGCUCAAAGCCGUUCGCUGCAUCAGAAUAUGCUGCCGCUUUCCAUCUCCCGGCUACACCAGCUAUGCAAGCUGCUGGCAUUUAUGAUGUUGCUCCAGGUAGUUCAAUCAUUGUAGCCACUCCUCUACAAUCAUCUUACACAAGUUACGCAAUAGGUCCUGGUGAGCUUGCCAUCAAGCAACGAUGGUGGCAACAAACUCUCACCAACUCAACCUUCCUGAAAAUGUAUCCUCGAUUCAAACUGUUCAACUUGUUUGAAUUUCGCAAAGUAGAGGAAACCACAUUCCGAGACUUCCAAGUCACCAAUUCAUCCAACCCAGUUGUAACAAAUGCUUUCUUCAACGACUUGGAUAACUCUGGUGUCAAGAUUGUGUAUGCCAAUUCUAGUUUGAAAGUACAAAAUCCUUCUAGUAAUACCACAGUAGGUGGUGACGGCAGUGGUGGUGCUAACAUUGUGAAUUCAAGUGCUGAUGUUUCAUCCUUCAUACCAUCCUCCGCUUCCAUGAUGGUAUUCGCUUUCAUAUCUGUGAUAUACUACUUUAUGUGA
Messenger RNA from Synchytrium microbalum, 1425 nucleotides. Its product is annotated as mannan endo-1,4-beta-mannosidase. The record is from RefSeq and is a predicted model, not a curated record. Bases 1 to 1425 code for a protein of 474 amino acids. Lineage: Eukaryota; Fungi; Chytridiomycota; Chytridiomycetes; Synchytriales; Synchytriaceae. Gene Ontology annotation, molecular function: mannan endo-1,4-beta-mannosidase activity. The transcript has 9 exons. Gene Ontology annotation, biological process: substituted mannan metabolic process.